Striga asiatica is the source of this 2390-nucleotide messenger RNA. The record is from the annotation of a GenBank genome assembly. NCBI's taxonomy places the organism in Eukaryota, Viridiplantae, Streptophyta, Magnoliopsida, Lamiales, Orobanchaceae.
CGACCCUCUUAAGCACUUGAUAAGGUCCAUAGUAUCGGAUCCCGGCAUCAAUGACCUUCUUAAACCUACUAUAUACUGGGACAUUCCUAGUCCUCGCACAUCGCCGUCACCACUGUCGCAUCCGUCUCCCGCUCCAGAGCAGAUGGGUUUCUUCGACUUGAACAUACCCUACCACGAGUCUGACCGCAACACCGUCGACAAAUCCUCCCUACAGAGUCGUCGAUUGAAGCUCGCCCUGAAAGCCAUGGAGCUCGGCUACACCGGCGUCGCAUACAAUCGCACCCUCAAGGGCGUCAUGUCCGAGUCCGAUCGCUGCUCCACUCCUUUGUUCCCUCUCUCUAAAAUCACUCCUUCCUCCUCCGCGUUCUUCUCUGCCGUUAAGUUCCACCGCGACCUCAUGAACAUCGCCGUUUCUUUCUCUUUCCGCCAGUACACUCGUCUCACGGUAAUCGUAGAUAUUGCCUCUCAGGCUUCGGCUCUUAAUGCCGGGAACCCUAUCCUCAGGAGCUAUGAUAUUGUUGCUGUUAGACCUAUGAACCAGAAUGCCUUCGACCAGGCCUGUCAAACCGCAGAGGUGGAUAUGAUCGCGAUUGAUUUCUCGGACAAGUUGCCAUUUAGGUUGAAGCAACCAAUGAUCAAAGCCGCCAUUAAGCGGGGGGUGUACUUUGAGAUCAAAUACUCUGGUCUUCUUUCUGAUGCACAAACAAGACGGCAAAUAAUAUCCAAUUGCAAGCUACUUGUAGAUUGGACACGGGGAAAAAAUCUGAUAAUCUCUAGUGCUGCCCCUUCUGUAACCGAAUUUAGAGGGCCUCAAGAUGUUGCAAAUUUGCUCUCUCUGCUUGGGCUCAACAGGGAACGUGCCAAAGCAGCUAUUUCCAAAAACUGCAGAUCACUCCUAGAAAAUGCAUUGAGGAAAAAACAGUUUUACAAGGAGGCUGUUAAGGUCGAACAAGUACCUUUAGGUGGACAACAACACUCCAUGUUCAGUGACUGGCUUAAAUGGGACCCUAUUUCUAGUGGCGAGGGAGAUUUGAUAUUGGAUGAAAUGGAGAAGUCUUUUGCCAUCUCCUGCACCCAAACGGAACCAGCGAAAGCCAUCAACUUCACCUGUAGUAUGAAUGGACUGCCGGCUCAUGGUUUGCAGAUCAAAGAAUUGUUAUCUGUGACUAAGCCAACUUUAGACUCUGAGCCUACUACAAUGGAAAUUGAGAAAUUUGCUUCUGUGGAAAAACCACAAGACUUGGGUGGCAUUAAUUCUUUGCAUGAAGAGCAAGGCAGCCCGCCUGAGAAUCAAGCCACUGUUACUUAUUCGAGUAAAGAGCAAGUAGCUGAAGGCCAAAUUUCGUCAUCUGAUGUCACAGAUAUAAAUCUGCCCACUGGCUGUCAAAGUCCGAAAACUUUGAAAGGUUAUGUUCCUGAAGUGCCUACUGGUCUUCGGGCUCUUCGAGAAGAGGGUCAAACGUCUUUUGGAUAUGAGGCUUAUGGUACUGAAGGUUUUGCAGUGCCAGCUCUACCAACUCAUAAUGGCGCUUGUUCUAAUCCUGUAGAAACUAUACCAAUUCCAAGCGAAAACGUGACAUAUUUAAAUGACUUGAAAACAAACCUUGUUGCAUCUGAAAUCCAUUCACCAUCUGCGCUAUUUGCAGGAAACAUUUUACAUGAUGGAGGAGAAGAUACUAUAAUUGCUCAAAAAAUUGUCACAGAUGGUAGUAUUUUGGAAGAAAUUUCGAGUUCUUUGGAUGUAAAUAAGUUUCCUGACUUCACAUUGGAAGUUUCUAAUGUUGAAAAUCGUUGUGGUGUGGGUUUAUGUGAAAGGGAAGUGGUUCCUGCUGACUUAGGGGCUACUGAGGUUGGCCGUGAAAAUAAACAACUGCUAUCCUCUGAUGCCCCUGCUCAAGAUGUAAAUCUGGAAGGAGGAAAAAAUUCUGAAAAUAAUCAUUUUACAGUUGAGUUAUCUGAUGGCUUUCCCACCGCGGGACUCGUAAAUUUAGAAGCAGAUGUUAAUGAUCCAAUUCCCAAUCUUGUGGUGGAAGAGAGGAUGCAAUUGGAUUCUGUCACUAAUAAUUAUCGAGGCCUUAUUGAAUGUCGAGCAGGAAGAAGAAGGAAACGAAAUUCUCGUCACCGACCUCUCUUGUUUCCGUUCAAGCGUUUUUUGAAUCAUAGGUUUUGUAAGAGGAUGUUCCGGAAGUGAAAGGCACAAACUAUCUAGUAUGUAAUAUCGACUAUUAGAUUUUUCUGUUUUCUAAAAUAUGUGCGACUUAGAUACAGCUACUGCUUAAUAUUCGGGAGUAGUUAUGAAAUUUUGAUUCGAUCAUUUCAACUUCAUUUUCAUUAUGUUAUUGCCAUCGGUUUCUCAAUAGUGGAAAGUGGAAAUCUUGACUCUGUGUGUU